AUGGCAUGCCCCUUCAUCCCGUGCGCCUCACUUCUUCUAUGCCACUGGGUCUUUGGGCAGCGCUUCAUGUUUCAAUUCACAAAGGCUGAAGGCACUCCCUACUACGUCCAUUGCCUCCAGUGCGACUUGGUGCAACAUCUGAAGCUCCCUGAAGCUCUUGAGCCCGCCCCUUUUAGCUUGCGCGCCCUGCUUGCUCACAUUCAACUGUUUCCCCCCCAACAGAACCAGCCUGCUACCCCUGCCUCCGACGCCGUCUUGCUUUGCCUGGUGACCCGUUUGCCCUGGUUCACGUUUUUCCGUGAUACCGUGCACGCCUUCAACACCGUCUAUCAACGCUCCAACUAUGAUCGCAGCGUUCUUGAAGCCUGCUUGACCAAGCUCUCCGACGCCCUCAAAGAGGAUUGCAGCCAGCCCACCGGUAUGCAGUCCUACCCCCAUCCGUUUCUGCCCUUUCUCUGUGACAACCCCCCUCCAUGUACUGAUUUAUUAUUAGCCCUUCCCCAUGACGUUCAAGUAACCCUGCGGGUCCCUGAUGGUCAGCGAAGCCCCGUCAUCUCCGAGCUACCACUCGUCGGCACACUCCCCCGCUGCCUCUCCUGGCACAACGUGUUUCAUCUGCUCGCCGCCCUACAGGCCGAGCGCCGCAUCCUGAUCACGUCCUCAGACCUGAAUCGCUUGACAUGCGCUUGCUUUGGAUGCACGCUGAGCGUGUUUCCCAUGCAAUGGCAACACGUCUUCAUCCCCAUUCUGCCCGAGCACCUGCUGGCCUACUGCGAAGCGCCCAUGCCCUACAUUUUGGGCGUGCACAAAAGCCUGCUCCCCGAAAUUCAGUCCCGAUCCAUGGAAGAUCACGUGCUGGUGGAUCUGGACGAGGACCUCAUCAUCUCCCCUUUCACGGAUACGGACAAUUGGCCGACCGAGCUGGUCGCCGGCAUCAAACCCAUUGCCAAGCGCAUUCGACAGCUCGGUCCUCACGCGCCUGAACGCCACGAAGACAUUCUGGCGUUCGCCGAGGGCAUUACCGACCUUUACGUCCAAAUCAUGGCCGGCAGCACCCAAUGCAUCGUGGCGACAAACGAUCGGGAAAUCUCCUUUUAUGCUGAAAAGUUCAAGUUGCUCAAGCCACGCGUCUUUGGCCCCAUGCUUGAGCACUUGGUGGAGAUGCAAAUGUUUCAGCAGUUUAUCGAACUGUGCGUGGCAAAGAACAAACAACCCAUUUAUGGCUCGCCCGAGGCUGCUUGCCUUCUGUAUGAGAAACUUGAGCUUUGUUUUGCUCUUUUGGCCUUGGCACACUUGACCAGAAGCAAUUUCUCGAGCGCGACCAUGGGUACGGAUCAAGUGCCAGCCGUAAAGAGCGGUGGAUUGCUCGAGCAACACAACGCGUCAAACAAAAGGGUGACCCGCCUCGCAGCCGAGGACGAUGGCAGUACUCUACUGGCCACGAACACGUCCUUUGCCCAUGCACCAUCCACCACGCUCUCGGGACGCCAGCGCUCGGUGACGACACAGCCGUCGGGAUACCUUGAAGCUGGACGACCCCGCGCCGCACUGGUCACCACCGAGCACUCGCGAAGCGUGUUGCAACCGGCGCGCUCGCCGCCUCGCGUGCCGGUGCGUGUCGAUGCCAACUCUGUGCGAGCCAAGCCCGUACGCCCGGCUCAGCAGUCCGAGGCCGUGCAAUCCUACUUGCAGGCCCGGCAGCAAGGAUGGGAUAUGCCCAUUGCUGAGGCGUCGAUGGAGGAAGAAGAUGAGCCACCAACGCGGGGUCGUGGCACGAUUGGCGCGCCCCGAAGCCAUCGUGCCAACUCCUCCAUCACCGAUGAUGGCGAGGAAGGUGAAAAUGAGGAUAAUCAGGAGAUGGGAUCACUUGCAUCGUUGAGCCUCGACCGAUCAGAUGCCGGCGUGAUACCCACACCGCCGCCGCGACGAAUGCGACCAAGCCAACGCCGCGUGAUUGCCAAAUCCCCGGGCGAGUCUCCGGAUCCCGUGCGUCAGCCUCCAUUGGCGGCUGCCACGCGCGCUUCCAAUGCGCAGAUUGACCUGGCCCAGCUCGAGUCGGUUUGGGCCGACUUUGUUGACAAGAUUCCUUCGGCGCCCAUGCCCAUCAAGGGGCGGGGGCGCCGCGAGAGCCCGCAGCGGCUCUCGGGUCACUCGUUGCCCGGGAGCUCGGUUCCACUGAGCACCUCCAAUCCGUUUGCGGAUUUGGAGGGUCGUAGCUCGGCCAGUCCGGAGUCGUCACCCUUUCAUGUCGACACUGCUGUGCGGCCACGACGGUCCUCUUCGAUGAAUCUUGCGCUGGCGGCCCGGAGCCAUUCAAGUCCAACGGCGAGUCCGCGGCCGGGCCGGGCGCGCAGUGGCUACGCCGAUCCCCCCACGCACGCCGAGUAG
Messenger RNA from Monosiga brevicollis MX1, 2388 nucleotides. RefSeq lists its product as uncharacterized. The transcript is spliced from 13 exons. The record is from RefSeq and is a predicted model, not a curated record. Gene Ontology annotation, biological process: endocytosis; endocytic recycling. Gene Ontology annotation, cellular component: intracellular membrane-bounded organelle; cytosol. The coding region runs from base 1 to 2388 and encodes 795 amino acids. Gene Ontology annotation, molecular function: guanyl-nucleotide exchange factor activity; phosphatidylinositol phosphate binding. NCBI's taxonomy places the organism in Eukaryota, Choanoflagellata, Craspedida, Salpingoecidae.